ACGCAGGCGCACGACAGACACAACGUUGCAGUUUCCGCCUUGGCUCGGCCGAUCUCUGCUGCCGCCGUCCUGCUAUUCUUCGGAGCACAUCCAGCCAUGGCAACCCCCGAGAGGAGCCUGGCCGAGUUUAUCGACUCACUGCAGCUGCCUGGCCAGCAGGCCGCCGAGCUGACGGCAGAGCUUCAGAAAGAUGCCGAACUGGUCUCGUUUCUCGAAGCUCGCGCCCAUUCGGGUCAGAAGAGCAGCAGCAACAGCAGCACCACCACCACGGCCACGACCACGACCACGACCACGACGACCACUCCCGCUACGACUACAGGUCUUUCCGCCGCUUGUCGCGUUCUUCAGACUGCUCUCGGGUCGGGAAAGGUUGUUAGCGCAGACAAUGAGACUGAAGUGAAUGCGACCUGGUCGGCAACAACGUGGCAGACACCCGCGUGCGCGGUGCUCCCGGACUCGGCCCAAGGGGUGGCGACGACGCUGCGGACGGCGCGCUUCUUCGGCGUCCCCUUCGCGGUCCGCAGCGGCGGCCACUCGCCCAACCCGGGCCACUCGAGCGUCGCCUCCCCGGGCAUCCUCAUCGACCUGCGGCGCCUCGACGGGAUCGCGGUCGGCCCCCGCGCCGCGACCGUCACCGUCGGGCCCGGCCAGCGCUGGGGCGCCGUCAUCGAGGCCCUCGACCCUCACAAGGUCACCGUCAUUGGCGGCCGUAACCCCACCGUCGGCGUCGGUGGGCUUAUUCUUGGUGGCGGCUAUUUUCACUUCUCGCCCCAGUUCGGCCUGGCGGCUGAUAACGUAAAAUCUUUCGAGGUGGUCCUUGCCGACGGCUCGAUCGUGAAGGCAUCGGCUUGCAAGAACUCCGACUUGUUCUGGGCCCUGAAGGGAGGGGGUCCCAAUUUUGGCAUUGUCACCUCCUUCGAGCUGUAUACCAUUCCCGUACACGAGGUUUGGGUCGAGGGCCUCGCCUUCUCUCCGGCGCAGGUGCCCGAGGUGUUCGAGGCGUACGCCGCUUUCCAAAAGAGUACCACGCCCGACAUCAAGGCCACCGUCAGCGUCGUCGUGUCGCUCGACAUCGUCCUCGUGGCCCUCCUGUACACGGAGCCUGCAGCGAGCAGGCCCCAGGCCUUCAGCCCCUUUGACAAGCUGACGCCCCUCAGCGUCAUAUUGCCGCCGACCAAUAUGACCGUCCUCCAGUUCUCGCAAAUCUCGGCAGGAACUCAGCCCAACACUGCUUCGCGCCACGACUACCGAGCCGCCUCCUCCAAGAUUGACGCUCAGCUCUACACGGACGUGUACAACAUCUGGCUUGAGCGGGCCACCAAGGUGAAGGAGGCCACGGGGGCGAACCAGACCUUUACGAUCCAGACCUUCUCCAAGAACCUGGUGCAGCAAGGUAUCAAGAAGGGCGGGAACCCGCUCGGGAUGCCGCUCGAGGACUUCCAAUGCUGGACGACCCUGAUGGACUGGAACGAGGCGGCCGACGACGCGGCGGUGCGCAGCGCGGCGAUCGAGACGACCGAGGCGUGGGCGCGCCUGGGCGCCCAGCGCGGCCUCGCCGUCGACUACCUCUACCUCAACGACGCCUCGCGCGACCAGAACCCGCUCGCCUCGUACGGCCCCGCCAACGUUGCCCGCCUCAAGGCCGUCGCGGCCAAGUACGACCCGGACCGCGUCUUCCAGACCCUCCAGAACGGCGGCUUCCUCUUGCGCGACGUGUGAUGUUUUUUUUUAAAAAAAUAAUAAAAAAAAAAACUGAGCGAGAAGGGGGGAGGGGCAGGUUGGCGGGCUGGUGGGUUGGCGGUUUUGGACGCGAACCUGUUAGGCACUACUACUAUUUGCGCAAGAAGAGGAAGAGGAGGCGGAAUUCAUGGUGUGCUUGUGACUGUGUAAUUAUGUGCUUGUGUGUGCGAGUGGUUCCUUUCCUACAGAAUCAGCUCCGUUCCGAAGGCUGGUUUCUACGGAAGACCCAAAUAUUUAUCCAGUCGUCUCCUGAAAA
Messenger RNA from Thermothelomyces thermophilus ATCC 42464, 1996 nucleotides. RefSeq names its product FAD linked oxidase-like protein. Gene Ontology annotation, molecular function: FAD binding. The record is from RefSeq and is a predicted model, not a curated record. The coding region runs from base 97 to 1719 and encodes 540 amino acids. NCBI's taxonomy places the organism in Eukaryota, Fungi, Ascomycota, Sordariomycetes, Sordariales, Chaetomiaceae. The transcript is spliced from 7 exons.